AUGUAUGCAAAAAGGUGUAGUGGCCUUUUGGACGCGGUACCGGCGCUCCUACACAAGGCCAUAUCUCACAGCAGCUUCAGCUCCAUUAUUGUAAAGAGGCUACGUGGAAAGCCACUGAACAUUGACACUGUGAAGAGGAGCAACAGGAGGGAUGACAAAUGUGGAGACGAGACGAGAAGUAGUAAAUUUCAUUACAACAGAAAAGAGCAACUUGCUGGAAAUGGCCAAGUGGAGGAAAGAAACAAAAAGCAAACCAUAACCAAGCUGUGCAAAUUGCUAAGUGAAAAUUUGAAGAAUGGAAAAUACGAUAUGUACGAGAAGAACCUAAGUUAUGGAUUAUCCGUGGCGAAGAACCCAAUCGAGUUAUCUCAACUGAUUAAUGCAAUCAGUAAAGGGAGUUACUACAGUAAGGGGGUAAUCCAGAUUUACACAAAGCUGGUGAACAAGGCAGCGGAGAUCUUUGAAAAUGUCCCCGUGAUGAGCAUAAGCUUAAUUUUGAAUAGCAUGGUAAAAUUGGAUAUAUACAAUGAGAAGUUUUUGUUUUUAUUUUUCAAAAAUGUGGACCAGAUUUUGGACGAAAGUAAUGUGGUCGACUUGACUAUCCUGUUUCAUUUUUACGUCAACGGAAUGGGACGUUUCGGUGGAACUGCUAAUCCUUACUGGGUUAUACCACCUGUGGAAGCUGCAUCCCCUGCCACACAAAGCCAAGUGUUGCUAAACACAUUUUUGAGAAGGUUACACAACGUGGUGCCAUCUUUGCAGAUGCACGGCAUCUCGUCCAUACUGCGAUGUGUUAAGAAGUUGGUGAUGAUGAUGGUGGGAGAGGCGAAGGGGAGUACACAGUUAGACGAUAUGAAGGCUAUUCACCUUGAGAAAAAUGACCCGUAUGAAUUUUUUCCUAGUGGCAAAGUCAACCGGAAUGACCAUGAAAAUAGUGAAUCAAAUUUGGAACUAAUAAAACAAAUUAACGUACUUUUGAGAAAUAGCUUUUACGAAAAAAUGGGAGAAGCGAAUACACAGCAACUAUGUAACGUCCUAGAAGAUUUGCAAUUUUUUAACCUCAUCGAUAAUGACUGCUAUUAUGACGUAUUGAACAGAUUAAGGGGGUCGUUACAAGGAGUGAAAGAAAUGAAAGAUAUCGAUUAUGUGAAUGUCCUAAAAACUAUUAAGAGUAGGAACAUUAAGCAGAACGAUUUGUUGCCACUGUGUUAUUUUUCAUUCUUGUUUGACAAAUUGAAGGUGGAGGACUUUUGUCGUUUCCAUUAUGACCGUGUUGCCGAGCUAGCCAAAAUAUUAUUUUACUUUAAAAAGGUUUAUCAUGUUAAUUUUUGUAUGAAUAAGAUGGAAGUAUUUCUGCACAAGAAUGAUACCAACUUGAUAGAGUCCACGUCCACUAUGAUUUAUUUGUUAGAUGAGUUUUGUACAAUUGGUAAAUGCACUGAGGCGGGGGGGUCCUUCAGGGGAAAGUUGUUUUCUUGCAUUGUGCACCGUGUCCUGGGGGGUACGACGGGAACAGUAGACAAUGCCACCAUUCACAGCGGCGUGAACGACAGUGCUAAGAACACGCAUGCAGGUCACACCUUAACCUUGGAGGAAUCGCUCCUCUUGACCAAAGCAGCGGAGGGGCUUAUUAGCCUCAAAAAAGAAGAAUACUCCGGCAUCUAUAACCAAAUGAAAAGGAGAGACUUCUUCCUAAUCAAUUGUGAUGAGAACGUUUGUGUCAAAUUUGAACACCUGGAUAGGUACGCACAAAAUGUCUUAUACAAAAUUUUGCUUCUAGGAAAAGUUAGAUAUAAAGAUGCUCCCCUUUUUUUGCACUUGUUAAAGUGCUGCUUAUUGUGCUCGCUGCAUUUUUCCCUUAAGGAUAUUUUACUCCUACUGAGGGGGCUGCACCAUUGUGUGUACUUUUUUACAAAGGAGAAUUAUAUCCUUUUGGAGAAUGUGUUGAAUUAUUUAAGUGCUCUGAUCGUGUUGCAGUGUCGAUUGGUGGUAAGGAGGAAGGAGUGCAGGCGCUACCGGGAUGACAUGGAUAAACUUCUAAACCGUUCAGACAGUUUGUUCAACAGGGGAAAGGUUAAGGGGGAGGUGAGUAACGAACUGGUAUGUAGCAAGGUGAGUGAAGCGUACAGACAGAUCGAGCGUGUGAUGGAGACGAACUGGGCAUACCUGACUGAUCUCACAUCGAUGGAAAGGUUGAGUAGAGGAAACGACGAGGUGGGUAACGCCUCACAUGAGAUUCUUCACCUAGACGAAGGGGGCAUCCUCUCCAACAGUAGGCGAACAAAAAUAAGCGCAGUAAAUUGCUGCACCCUGUUAUACUAUUUCCAAAGGUUAAGUUACGUGAACAAGGGGGUUGUUCGUGUUGUACUGUCCAAUUUGUACGACCAUGUGCAUGCGUUGAAGAACGAACAAAUACUUAAAUUGGUGAAGGGACUUAGCAUUAUCCGUAAUGUCGACACGGAGUUUACUUCUUUCAAUUCAGUUUUUAAAAAAAUUUUACUUCGGUUCGUUUCGUCUCACAAGGAGAGUACGAAAAGUUCAGAGCAGAAGACAGAGGAAACGAUCAAGCUGCUGUACCUAGUGAGCAAGCUCUCCAUAAAUAUGGAUCACAGGCAUGCCCUCAUAAGGAAGUAUCUGUUGAUUUUUUUGGAGCGUCAGUUGGGGGAGGGCACUGUGGGCAUUCCUCAGUUGGAGCUGUUGAUGAGGAGUUUUAAAAAUAUGUACCCCUACCGAUAUGUGUGUUUGGUGGAAUGUUGCUUGAGGGGGGUUAUCCAGGCACUUCUGAGGGAAAAACCCAUUGAAGAACAAGGCAGCGGAUGGAAUGACGGAUCGUCGAAAGGAUUGAAUGAUGGAUCGUCGAACGGAUGGAAUGACGGAUCGUCGAAUGGAUGGAAUGACGGAUCGUCGAAAGGAUUGAAUGAUGGAUCACUUGAAGGGGCGCCGCGUUCCCCCCUACCCUUGUCCUUCUUGAAGACCUACUUCUCCAUUCUGCCGCUGCUAAUAAACCCAGCCACCAACAUCCACUGCAGGGUGAACGACCUAUACAUGCGCACAAGUUUGCAACUCUUGGACCAGAUGUACGCGGAGAUAAAAUCUGAUAAAAAACUGAAAGAGGAGUUCAUCCCCGUGUUGGUGACUUUUUUUAAUUUAUCCUUCCGUGAUAUCCUUCUUGUGGAGAGGUAUUCUAACUUGAUGAACGACAUUCUGGGGAUGAAGCAUUUGAUUCCACAGAAUGAGUUUUUCUUUUUUUUGUUGAAUGUGAAAUUUUUUGGAACGGAGAAGACUCGCGCCGAGGUGGACGGUAUGCUGCACAAGGUUGGCGGAUUUGAUGGGGCCAGCAUGAGGGAGCUGUUGCACAGGGGAGGAGAGGCGUCACCCUCGUUACGAUCGGAAGUGGAGACGGCACCAUUAAUGCGCAUGCCCUUCUCGCCGCAGGACUUCACCUUUGACAGAAAGAAGCUCGUCCUCCUGGACACGGAAGAUGAUAACGAGAUGGAGAUAAUAUCUCGGGAGUAUAAUUACAUAGACACAACCGAGGUACACACACGGGGGGAGAGAACAACAGAGAGAAGAGAUCCACAUCGUGCGGAAUGUCACGGCCAUGAUGAUCGCUCUAAGGAACGCACCAAACGCAAUAACGCAGACCACCUUGAAUUCGAAAUAAUUUUGAAUAAAUACGCCUACUGCCAAAAUACCCAAAAGGACAAAAUCGAAAUUUCGAAGAAUGUCAAAAUAUUUUCGAUGGAUGUUAAAUAUAUAGACUUGAAGAAGAGAAUUAUUUUUGAAUUUUUGAAGGAGGACAAUUAUUUUAAAGAAGUUGAUGGUGCCUCUAUUGAGCUUUUACCAUUGGUUUAUUUGCGUUUAUUUUUUUGGAGAAAAUUAAAUUACAAUUUAGUGAUUAUGCCCUUUUAUGAGUGGCAUAUGUGUUAUGGCCGUCUGGAGAGAGUUAAGGCUAUUUUUCAGAAGCUCCUAAACAUGCCCUCUGACGCCGAUACGUACUUGCUCGAGACGGGGAAAUCUCGCGCUUUUGCGUCUGUUGGGAGUUACGAAUGA
This is a messenger RNA of Plasmodium knowlesi strain H, 4053 nucleotides long. Its product is annotated as RAP protein, putative. NCBI's taxonomy places the organism in Eukaryota, Apicomplexa, Aconoidasida, Haemosporida, Plasmodiidae. Bases 1 to 4053 code for a protein of 1350 amino acids. The transcript has a single exon. The record is from RefSeq and is a predicted model, not a curated record.